UACACGUAAUUUAUACUUUUUAUACGUUGUUUUUUUUGUUGUAAUAGUAUUUUAUUAAAAAUUCAUUAACAUAUAUAAAGUCUUCUAACACCAUUAUUCUCUCUCUUAAAAUCUUUGUUCUCUCUUCUAAGCUCUGAAAAAAAUUCAUCAAAAAAAAAAAAAAAAAAAAAGAAUAAAGAGAUGUUUUGUAGGAACAAUUUUCGGGUUUUAGGAGGUUUAAUUUUGUUAAUUCAGUUAUUUACAUUUGCUUCUGCCCAAGGAACUACCUCCAAAUGGUUGACACUUGAUGGAUUUUCUCCUUUAGUAGUUGCAAGAGGUGGAUUUUCUGGGUUGUUUCCAGAUUCUAGUGCAAUGGCCUACCAAAUUGCAAUUGGUACUAGUGUGCCAGAUUUGGUGUUAUGGUGUGAUGUUCAAUUAUCAAAAGAUGGAGUUGGAAUUUGUUUCCCUGAUAUCAAACUCGAUAAUUCCUCUGCCAUUCCAGACAUUUUUCCAAAUAAUGGGAGCAAUACUUAUGAUGUUAAUGGUGUUAAAACUGAUGGGUAUUUUGCACUCGACUUUACUUUUGAGACCCUCUCAACAAUCCCAUUGGUUCAAGGGAUUUAUAGUCGAAGUCCUGCUUUUAAUGGCAUGUCCACAAUUCAAAGUGUUGAGGACGUGUUUAUGCAGAAUGAACCUGCAGGUUUCUGGUUAAAUGUUCAGAACAAUGAAUUCUAUAGCCAGCACAACUUGAGCAUGAGGACCUUUAUUAUCAAUGCUUCACAGAACAUAACCAUCACCCACGUCUCAUCACCUGAUGCCGGUUUUUUGCAAGGACUUGUAAGGCCAUUAGCAGGAAAUAGACAGACCAGAACAAAACUGAUAUUUCGUUUUCUUGAAAAGGAUGAAACAGAACCUUCAACCAACCAGACUUAUGAUUCUCUCUUGAAAAAUCUUACUAUGAUUAAGUCGUUUGCUGCUGGAAUCCUUGUCCCGAAGAGUUAUAUAUGGCCUCUUGAUGCAUCCUCGUAUCUGCUGCCUCAUACUUCUCUGGUGGAUGAUGCUCAUAAAAUUGGACUUGAAGUUUUUGCAGCGGAUUUUGCAAAUGAUGUACCUAUUGCCUACAACUACAGCUACAAUCCAGUAAAUGAGUAUCUUAACUUCAUUGACAACGGGGACUUCUCUGUGGAUGGUGUUCUGUCUGACUUCCCGAUAACCCCGUCAGAAGCGAUAGAUUGCUUUGCACACCUUGGCAAGAAUGCAUCAGCACAAGCUGCGCCCUUGGUUAUAUCUCACAAUGGAGCAAGUGGAGACUUCCCUGGCUGUACUGACUUAGCAUAUAAACAGGCUAUUACUGAUGGCGCUGAAGUGAUUGAUUGCCAAGUUCAAAUGUCAAAGGAUGGUGUACCUUUCUGUUUGAGCUCUGCCAAUCUCAUGAAUAACACAGACGCGACACAAUUCAGGAACCUUAUGUCAACUGUUAAGGAAAUUCAGCCUGCUGCUGGACUAUUUACAUUCAGUCUGGAUUGGGCUGAUAUUCAAGGCUUAACUCCGGCAAUUACAAGCCCAUACUCAGGCUCGCUUCUGCUCAGAAACCCAAAAAACAGGAAUGCAGGAAAAAUCAUGUCCUUGGCUGACUUCUUGGACCUAGCAAGAAAUUCUUCAUCACUUUCUCGCGUGUUGAUCAAGAUAGAGAAUGCGCAAUACUUGGCAUUGAAGCAGGGAAUGAGUAUAAUUGAUACAGUUUUGGAUGCCUUAGACGAAGCUGGUUACAACAGUACAACAGCAAAAAAGGUUAUGAUUCAGUCCACCAGCAGUUCAGUCCUUAAGGCAAUAAAGGGGAGUAAUUAUGAACUUGUCUAUGAAGUCGACGAGAUAAUUAGUGGGACUGACAACGAUACUAUUUCAGAGAUCAAGACCUUUGCUGAUUCUGUGGUUCUUGACAGGAAGUCUAUCCUUCCAUUCAAUGCAGACGGGUUCCUUGAAAAUAUGACUGAUGUUGUGCCACGGUUUCAGGCACUUAAGCUUCCUGUUUAUGUUCAGGUUCUCAUGAAUGAAUUUACAAGCAUACCUUUCGACGCCUUCUCUGAUCCAAUAGUCCAGAUAAAUACAUUCGCCGCUGCAGCUAAUGUUGAUGGUGUCAUCACAGACUUCCCGAAAACUGCUGCUUCAUACAAGAGAAAUCUGUGUCUGAAGAUGAAAGAAUUACCGACUUACAUGACACCAGUUCAGCCUGGUGGUCUGUUGGCAGUAGUUGGCCCGGGUCCUGCAGCACCUCCUACACCCCUCCUCACCGAGGAAGAUGUGGAGCAGCCGCCUCUUCCUGCAGUUGUGCCAGUAAGCGACGCAUCUGCACCAACAACAGCACCAGGAACAACAAAAAAUAGCCAACAUAAAGUUGCUGUUUCUGCAUUAUUAUCCCUGCUGUCAUUGACCGCGGCAGCUGCUGUUCUGUUCUGAUAGAUUUUGUUAGAAGGAAGUUCUUCGUACAUACUUGAUUGUUUUGGAGUCUCCCAUACAUGUACUUUUUGUGCAUUCUACACCAUUUGUAUUAUGAUUUUACGAGCCCAUUUUUUUAUUGAAAUUGUGAGUAAAUUCCUCAAUAUACAAUUUCUCAGAGUAAUCUUUUUGUUUUAGUUUUCAAAUAUAAUCAAGCUAAUCUUUU
This is a messenger RNA of Chenopodium quinoa (quinoa), 2641 nucleotides long. Its product is annotated as glycerophosphodiester phosphodiesterase GDPDL3-like. Gene Ontology annotation, biological process: lipid metabolic process. The coding region runs from base 181 to 2436 and encodes 751 amino acids. The transcript has 9 exons. The record is from RefSeq and is a predicted model, not a curated record. Gene Ontology annotation, molecular function: glycerophosphodiester phosphodiesterase activity. NCBI's taxonomy places the organism in Eukaryota, Viridiplantae, Streptophyta, Magnoliopsida, Caryophyllales, Amaranthaceae.